AUGCUUCCUAUUGACCCUGAUAAUAUAUUUUCACACAAUAUUCUAGAAAAUGGUCAUUCAAUAAUAAGUCAAAAUGACAAAAAUCAAAAUUGUAAUCAUCAAUUUGACAAAACAUCAUCACAAGAUUCUUCUGAUACAGAUAGUGAUAAUUCAAUUAUUACAACAUUUACUCCAACAACUAUUAAAGACCAUGAUCAAAAGAUAAUAAUUGAAGAAAUUGGGAAGAAAAAGAAAUUUCCUAGAUUUGCUGAAAUAGUUAAAACUGGCGAGUUUGAACCUGAACGUCAUUUUUAUCCCCGUGUUUUAAAUGCUACAAUUCAUCCUUUGGUUGCAAGCUUCUUUCAAUUGG
Entrophospora sp. SA101 is the source of this 349-nucleotide messenger RNA. Lineage: Eukaryota; Fungi; Glomeromycota; Glomeromycetes; Entrophosporales; Entrophosporaceae. The record is from the annotation of a GenBank genome assembly.